CUCUGCUUAAAACUUAUUGAUGAAAUCAUCGAUUCUCGUGUCACCUCAGCAUCGCCCUUUGACGCCCCCUGCUCCCUCACCGUCGCCGGCUGCCACGACUCCACGAUCUUCUCCUCCUCGAAAUGCCUGAACGUUGAUUUCAAGCUCGUCGAUUUCCUCAUCUUGUCCCAAAAGGUCAUUUUGCUGUUCAUGUUGGUGCGAAUAAAAAAAAACGCGAUUUGUAAAUCCAGUCUCUUCAUUAUUCAUUUCAAGAGAUGUUUCAAGCCGAAGAAGAAUUCUGUUUUCAAGCCAAAAAAGGAUAUUUGUUAUCAUUGA
Messenger RNA from Striga asiatica, 315 nucleotides. The record is from the annotation of a GenBank genome assembly. Lineage: Eukaryota; Viridiplantae; Streptophyta; Magnoliopsida; Lamiales; Orobanchaceae.